GCCCCUCGCCGCCGCCGCCGCCCUCUCGCUGCUACUUGCCCCUAGGAGCCGCGGCGUAAGUCAGGAAAGGAGAGAAUGACCGAGGUGCUGUGGCCGGCUGUCCCCAAUGGGACGGACGCUACCUUCCCGGCCGGCCAGGGUUUGCCCUGGGGGAACGGCACCGCAGCCUCCACCGCGGCUGUCGCCGCAGCCUCGUUCGCAUGCUCCCUGACCAAGACGGGCUUCCAGUUCUACUACCUGCCGGCUGUCUACAUCUUGGUGUUCAUUAUUGGCUUCCUGGGCAACAGCGUGGCGAUCUGGAUGUUUGUCUUCCACAUGAAGCCGUGGAGCGGCAUCUCCGUGUACAUGUUCAACUUGGCCCUGGCCGACUUUUUGUACGUGCUGACUCUGCCCGCGCUCAUCUUCUACUACUUCAAUAAGACGGACUGGAUCUUUGGGGAUGCCAUGUGCAAGCUGCAGAGGUUUAUCUUCCAUGUGAACCUCUACGGCAGCAUCUUGUUCCUAACCUGCAUCAGCGCGCACCGCUACAGCGGUGUGGUGUACCCGCUCAAGUCUCUGGGCAGGCUCAAGAAGAAGAAUGCAGUCUACAUCAGCGUGCUGGUGUGGCUCAUCGUGGUGGUGGGAAUCUCCCCCAUCCUCUUCUACUCAGGCACCCAGGUCCGGAAAAACAAAACCAUCACCUGCUACGACACCACCUCCGACGAGUACCUGCGAAGUUAUUUCAUCUACAGCAUGUGCACCACUGUGGCCAUGUUCUGUGUCCCCUUGGUACUGAUUCUGGGCUGUUAUGGAUUAAUUGUGAGGGCUUUGAUCUACAACGACCUGGACAACUCGCCUCUGAGGAGGAAAUCCAUUUACCUGGUGAUUAUCGUACUGACUGUCUUUGCUGUCUCUUACAUCCCUUUCCAUGUAAUGAAAACGAUGAAUUUGAGGGCCCGGCUGGAUUUUCAGACCCCAGAAAUGUGUGCAUUCAAUGACCAGGUUUAUGCCACUUAUCAGGUGACAAGAGGUCUAGCAAGUCUCAACAGUUGUGUGGACCCCAUUCUCUAUUUCUUGGCAGGAGAUACGUUCAGGAGGAGACUCUCCAGAGCCACCAGGAAAGCUUCCAGAAGAAGUGAGGCAAAUUUGCAAUCCAAGAGCGAAGACAUGACCCUCAAUAUUUUGUCGGAGUUCAAGCAGAAUGGAGAUACAAGCUUGUGAAGAGGCAAGGAUCACCGAACACCCACUUUUGUAACAUGGUCUCAGGAUGCCAUCCUGGUUUAUAAUACAUGUUACAUACAUUGUGUUUCAGCUCCCAGCGGACUUUCUUUGGGGCUGAGGAUCCAGUGAGGUGGACAGUGCCAAGAAAUGCCCUUUUACUUCUUGGCAUUUUUUUUUUCCAGUGUUUCUUCUUCAUUCGUGAUAUAGUGGACAAUGACAACAUGUGAAUACAUGCCAAAUAGUAACAAGAAUGAUCUUGCCCAACCCCUUCUAGGCACAAAGAGGUCUCCAGGAAGAGUCUGUGAUAAUGAUAAAAACAUACAGAGAGUCAGGAUGAAGCAGUGAUCUAUUGGCUGGAAAUCUGAUGACAUGUGACAAUGUAAGUAGGUAUUUUAAUAGUAAAGGCAGAACUCUGUUGGCAUGUUGAUGAAAGAACUGCUAAAAUUAUAGAACUUAGUUAACUAAAUGUCACACUACAAAACUAUUUUCAUGCCAAGUUCAAGGUAUUUUUGGCUCACCACUUGGUGUCUUAGACUCGCUAAGCAUCACUGUCCAUUUGCACGGAAAUGAUAAAAAUACAAACACAAGAAGAGAUACAGCAGAGAGUAGGAUUCAGUGUUAAAAACAUGACCUUGCCACUUGACCAACUGUGGAACUCUUGACCCUUUCAAUGCCAUUCUCCAUGGAUUAAAAUGUUAGAUGAACUCCAUCUGUUGGGACCUCAGGGGAUGUGGUAGAACAUUAAAAACACAGCCAGCCAGAGGUACAUGAAAUCUGCUACUGUACCUUUCCAGGACUCUUCCAUUCCAGUCCUUGGCUAGAAAUUCUCACAAAGUUCACCAAUUAUGAUGUGGACCUCUGCCCUAUAAGUCUUCUCCAUCUCCUCAGUACAGUAAACUUCUUUUGGAUACAAGAGACGUCUGUGUUUAUAGCAGCUGGAAUUGGACUAGGGAAAAUAAAGAUAUGUAAGUAGUUAGGGAUAUCUUGAAGCUUUAACUUAGUUGGUCAAUUUACAAUUAACAUAAUAGUAUUUAUUGAUGAAACUCACAAUUCUUCAGUUGUACAAAUUAAAAAGCUUCUUGAAAGAUCAAAUAUGCUGAUGUAAAUUAUAUUUAUUACAAUGUAUAUAUAAUGUCACACUAGUGUAUUUUAUGGAAUGUGAUGCAUAGAUAAAAUGAGUUAUUGUAUAGUACGCCUUUCAAAUACCAGUAUCUUGAAAUGUUUGUCGAUUUUUUUAUCUAAAAUAUGAAUGUUUUGUGAUACAAGUGGCUAAUUUUCUCUAGAAGUGCUUUCGCAUGUUUACCUUUUUACUUAGAGUUCUCUGUACAGACAUACUGUGGUGUCAUACUGUCGUAAGCGCUCAAUAGUAAAUACAAAAUAUCUUUGCCAGACUAGGUC
This is a messenger RNA of Lontra canadensis (Northern American river otter), 2598 nucleotides long. It is a transcript of the gene P2RY1, whose product is annotated as purinergic receptor P2Y1. Lineage: Eukaryota; Metazoa; Chordata; Mammalia; Carnivora; Mustelidae. The transcript has 2 exons. Gene Ontology annotation, molecular function: A1 adenosine receptor binding; G protein-coupled ADP receptor activity; G protein-coupled ATP receptor activity. The record is from RefSeq and is a predicted model, not a curated record. Gene Ontology annotation, biological process: phospholipase C-activating G protein-coupled receptor signaling pathway; relaxation of muscle; platelet activation. Gene Ontology annotation, cellular component: plasma membrane. The coding region runs from base 76 to 1200 and encodes 374 amino acids.